AUGGCAGCAUUCUUCAUUACUAUCAUAUUUGCCGUUGUUCUCGAUGUAUGUUCAUCACAAUCGUAUUCUGGCAGAUCGAGCAGUUUUCCCACAACAUUGAUUGUCUUUAUCCCUGUCUUUAGCCUAUUCUUUAUAUUUAUGAUAGCACUUAUUAUAUGGAAGAAGAAAUGCGGCCCACAAAGACGUUUUGUAAAUCCAGCGGUGAUACCUUUAGCAACACAAAUGGCCUUUGUAGAACAACAGAAUCGAUAUCAACCACCAAUCUACAAUCAAGCUCCAAUGUACAAUCAAACGCCGAUGUAUAAUUCAGCAUCACUUGGUAAUCAACCAUUUUCUUACGGUCAACCACCACCUUACAGUCAAACGCAGUUCUAUAAUCAACCAGCGCCUUAUCCGAUGUAUAAUACUCAGUCAAAUCCAUCGAAAAUGGCUUUUACUUGA
Messenger RNA from Adineta ricciae, 441 nucleotides. NCBI's taxonomy places the organism in Eukaryota, Metazoa, Rotifera, Eurotatoria, Adinetida, Adinetidae. The record is from the annotation of a GenBank genome assembly.